Molecule: messenger RNA, 1665 nt
Organism: Colossoma macropomum (tambaqui)
Lineage: Eukaryota; Metazoa; Chordata; Actinopteri; Characiformes; Serrasalmidae
Gene: bloc1s3
Product: biogenesis of lysosomal organelles complex-1, subunit 3
Exons: 1
Coding region: 215-790 (191 amino acids)
Cellular component (GO): BLOC-1 complex
Source: RefSeq, a predicted model, not a curated record
CGUUCAGUGCGCCUGGCUUCACGCGCCUCAUGUGACUCCGAUCAGCGGAGUUGCGGAGCCGAAAAGGAGCGAAUAAAGAGGAGAGUCUGCGGGUUGGAGGGUCUUCACCGCCCCGGGGGUCGUGUGUUCCGCUCAGAGCUGAGGUUUUGUGCUGAAAGCCCGUUUUUCAGUGUUUCCUGUGUUUUGUUGUCGACUCUGCUCUGUUCUGGUGCUGAUGGCUGGCAGGCAGGUGGCGGUGGUGGUUCAGGGCGAGGCGGAGGAGACGGACUCUGACUCGGAGCAGGAGGUCUACAUCACCUCGGCCAGACCCUCCUCAGGACUCACGGUUCCUGGAGAGGCUUCAGAGACCGACAGUGAGGGAGAAGCAGAGCCGUGGAGACCAGAAACCUCCCAGAACUCCCUGCUGUUCCGGCCUGAUCUGCCUCCUCUGGUGGUCACUCGCGGCCCAGAGGUGCUGUCAGAGCCAGGACCAGAUGAUGGGAGGUGUUUGAGGGCGGAACCUGCCGGACAGUCCACUCUGCUGCAGCAGAAGCUGCAGGAGAGCAAUGCUCGCCUCUGCGCUGACAUUCAGCACAGCCUGAAGCUCCUGUACCAGGGAGCGUCCAGAGACAUCCGGACCGCCACCACCCACCUGAACACCUCCCAGAACGGCAUCAUCAACACCUCUCACAGCAUCCGCCUCAUCCUGGAGGACCUCAGAGCCGUGUCCGAGAAGAUCGACAUCAUCACCAGCUGCAAGCUCCUCCCGGACAUCGCCAUGCCCGGCCAGCCGGCCGCCUCUGGACCUUGACUGCCCUGGAGCCGCUCCAGCUUACAGCUCUAAAGUGUGCACUGUGUUUAUUAACAUGUUUGGGAAGCAGCAUCACUGGAAUUAGGGCUGAGUGAUGUGGCCGAAAACGCAACAUCACAACAGACGUUUUCACGAUACGUCCCAGUACUGAGCUUCUCUGGGUUCAGACACGUUUUAUCACAUGAAAAGAACAUUAUCACAUUAAAAAUACUGUCAAGCGUUAUGAGUACAGUGAUUUUUAAACAGCGGUGAUUAUAGAUUUUCUGUUCCACCUUAAAUGGAGCAGAAGUCACAUUCAGGCUGGCAGCUGCUGAACUGUUUAAGGUGGAACAGAAAAUUUAAAUUUCUUCCCUUUCUUACGUUAGUUAUGGUUAUAUACAGGGAGAUUCACUCGAAAGAGGCCCCGAAUAUUCUGUAAUAACUCUUGCUAGGACGAAGCAAUCUGAACAAAACAACGUGCAAUGUGCUCCUCAGUAUAUGGAGCUUCGAACAAGCCGGGUUUGCCCCUGCGAACCCGACUUGAAGUAGGCGCCAGACAGCCAUUGUGACGUUUAACCUCUCUAAUGCUUGCCAAUACGUUCAGUAACAUGGAGCACCAUGUCGAAAUGUGUCUGGCAGAAAACAGAGAUCACUUUGAGCAUGCAAUCGAUUACACACGUCAAGAUAUGUAGUGUAUUUUUUUGGUAUUUUUUUGCCUCUUUCGAGUGAAUCUCCCUGUAUAAUAUAUGUAUGUAUAUGUACAUGUAUGUAUAUAUACACACACACACACACACACACAUAUACAUAUAUACACACAUAUAUAUAUAUAAGCAACCCAAACUGUGUUCUCAAUAACUGCCUAUUGAAAUAUUUCAACACGUUUUGUGUUAAAGUGA